Molecule: messenger RNA, 3545 nt
Organism: Phytophthora nicotianae INRA-310
Lineage: Eukaryota; Oomycota; Peronosporomycetes; Peronosporales; Peronosporaceae
Exons: 1
Coding region: 2433-3089 (218 amino acids)
Source: RefSeq, a predicted model, not a curated record
CGGCCCCCACAUGAAAUGCCGCCACCUGCUGCUUCUUACUGCGCAUGGUGAACAGGCUCUAGGCAUACAUGUACAGGUAAUGAUGCCUUCUGGGACGGAUAGACUAGCAGAAGAGAGCCCGACGGUCAGGUGACGCAGCUGGAUAAAUUUGCGGCGGUGCCCAUAUCCAGCAGACCCAAAACACCGGAGUCAGCUGACGGCCGCCAUGUGUGAGUAUCGCACCGCUACAACGCAGAGCGCAAAGCGCUGGGUUCUUGCUUCCGACGUCGCAGCGGCCAAGAUCUUUUUCAAAAGUUUUUUGCUCUUCGCAGAGAAGAAAAAAAGUUUUCCUGGCAAUUGUUCCUUCGUUGUUGGUGAUCCGGCUCAAUCUCGCUGGAAAAUCGGCGCACAAAAUGGUCGUCACCGAGCUUCUCUUGGCGCAUGCUUGAACCGCUGCUCACGACUUGCUGGCUCUUCUGGGGCGCUUGCUUGCUGGUGUUGCAGAGACCAAGACAAGCGCAGCAACACGAUGUCAAGCAAGAAAGAAACAGCAAAUUUGAGUUGAGGCACCGUCUUAUUUGAAAGUUCCAGAUAUAUGAACAGUGGUUCCAUUCAAAUUCAGAUCCGCCGAGAUGGACAGUGGUGCCAAGCGUUUCGAAUGAGCGUGACGACGAGGAAUCCCAAGAUCUCUCCGAGGCACUGGCGCCAGCCAACCAUCCAUUCCUGCCGAGCGCUUUACCCAACACCGGCGGCCCGGGAUAUCGACGCGGCACGGUGUAUCGGUGCCCUUGACAGUACUGCGCGGGGCGAUGGAAUGACGACGGCGCGGGCAGCUCGCCGAAAGUCAGUGCCACCUCCCGCGCCGAGGCCGCCAACACUGCGCAUCGCGCCAGAGCGGUCUAACAGGACGCAUACGUUGGUGACCAAGGUAUGAAAAAAAAAUCUUGAAAGGCUGUAGAGCGCGGUGCAGUGUUUGACAAGCCGAACGUUUCACGCGAGCGACCACGUAGCAUUUAUUGUCGGUGUGGCAAGAACGGUUUUGCCUAAAGCAGUCUGCUACAUGUACAGUGCACCGGUGCUCGUCAUUUACGUGGGGACGAGAUGACGAGUCACGUGCUCGCUAGUUGCUACGUCUACUGGUUCUUCUUGGCCUCAAGCUUCUUGAGCGCACGCUUGCGCAGCGACAGAUGGGUCAUCAUGGCGGCCUGGAGAAAAACGCAAUUGUAAAGUUCGUCAGUCAGAAGAGAGCUUCAUGCGAGUACGAUGGCGUAUUAACCUUCGCUGCUACUAACAUACCUUAGCCAGUAGCCACGUGGGUGCGCUCUCAUACAGCCAGAUCUGCAGCGCGUGCGGCCAGUAGGGCGAGAUGAGCGUGUCGUAGCCCAGUUGCGCCACCGACGCGCGUGCGUAUGUAGCGGGCGACGGCACCAUGAAGCUCGAGUGGCGGAUCUUGGCCAGCUUGGUAGACACGAACAUGGGCACGUGGCACUGAAUGUGAACGUUCUUGGCAGCAUAUUCGGCGGCGAGGCACAGCGUUAGCUGCUCCACGUACUUCUUGGUGGCCGAGUAUUCGCUGAGCAGCGGCACGACCAUGCGGCCCGAGCCGGAGCUCAGGUUGACGACCACGCCGCGCUUGCGCUGCGCCAUACCAGGCAGCACCAGCUUGGUCAUAAUGGUGGUGGCGGCCACAUUGAGCUUGAUGAGGCUGUCCACACGGUCCUCCGGGAGCUGAUCGAAGAACUCGGGGAAGUCGUACGACACGCCAACGUUGUUGAAGAGCACGCCGACGUCCUUGACCUGGUCCAUUUUCUUCUGCAGCGCCUCGCGUACGCUGGGCUCGUCCACGCGGUUAAAGUCCACGGCCAAGAUCUCCACCUCCACCUUGGGGUACUUGGCCAGGAUCUCGUCGCGCGCGGCCUCUAGGCGGCUCUGAGUGCGGCUCAGCAAAACGACAUUCAUUCCCUUGCGCGCCAGCUCCAUGGCCAGCGCCUUGCCGAUGCCAUCCGUGGCACCCGUGACCACGCCCCACUGGCCGAAGCCCUUGAGGCUCUUGGCCGGACGAAGGAAGAACGUGUACACCGAGCCGAGCACCUGCAACGCCAGGCGAGACAACACCAGGCAGCCAACAGCCGCCGUAAUCUUCACAGCCAAAGGAGACGCUUCCAGCGCCGCCUGCACAGGCGCUAGCAGCUCGAGCACGCGGUCAGCCAUCUUGGUGGAGAUCAGCGGAGAAAUAAAUGGCGGAGGGGGAGGGCGUGGGGCGAUUAUGGAGGCCUCAGAUGAUGCGCAUCAAGAACCGUUGUGUGACGUCACAUAUCCGCACUUAACGACCUCUAUGAAAUGAUUCAUGUACUUAGUAAAACCUGCUAAAAAAAAUAUACAUUCUGCUCAGAACACAAGGCGACAACAAACUGUUGGGCUAUUGCUAAAGCCACCGCUGAUCACCAGACACCAUGGGGAAGCGGCGCCGCAUCCGCAACAUGCUGACGGUGUCAGACGGCUACUGGGGGUUCGUGCACCAGAAGCGCUUCUACCGGUGGCUGUACGCGUCUCUGACGUUCUUCGCCAUCUUUGCCGUGGUCGUGGCUUUCUUCGACGUUGGCGCCGGUACGACACACGCCGCGAGUUUCGUCGCUAGCAAGUACACUCAAGGCGAGCUGGACGAGAACCAACGACUGCUACAGUGGAUCUACAUUUUCUACCCGACACCCUUUGCCUUCGCCUGGUUCCUCGUCUACUUCGCCAAGUUCCUCUUCUGCUGGAAGAUAAAGCGACUGCGCAAGGCACGAAACUACAAAUACAACCUCAUGCUGGCCUCAUUGGUCGUCGCUAUCUUCUACGCUGUCGUGCUGAAAUCCGUGCUUAAGAUGACGCUCUAUUCGGGCCCCAAGCUGCGUAGCGCCAUCGUGAUCGGACUUUGCGAGCUGGGACUCGUCGGGAUCGAGGUGUUCGACGAGCGUAAAGAGCGCAAGGAGCGGCACCGGAAGAAGAAGCUGCUACGGGAGCAACAAGCAGCAGAAGAGCAGAUGUACCGGCAACGUGAACACAAGUCUGACGCAGCGGCGCAGCAGCAACUGGCCCACCCUAGGGACCCCGCGAGUGUGCUGUAGGCGGAUUGAAUUUAUCGUCGUCGAGAUGGAUAGAAAACCUGCACACAAUAUAUUUAGGGAAUGUCGAUGAGCUACAAUGGAAUCCCGAUAAACUACGCCAGAGGACGAGUUAGACGCCCUUCUUAAUGAUCCGAAGAGAUGUCUUACAUAAUAACUAGCGGUGCGGAGUUGACAGCGUCAGCUUCUCCAACAAGUCAUGAUAUCCACCCACCCGCUUUGCGGUGUAAUAACUGUGCAUGGAUGUUCUCGAACAAUGGAAGAGAAGGGUGCAGUUUCUUAAACAAAGAGGCAGUGGUUGGUAACCACUAGUGGUUCUAGUUGUUGGUUACUUCUUUUGAAUUAAGAAUUAGGACAGAUUAUCUUGCAUCUUAUCCCCUCCGAAGUGGACAAGCGUAACCGACCCAACUGAAUGGAUAAUGCCGUGGCGCUGUCCAAGGGCACACUGAAAAUACUCCC